Vitis vinifera (wine grape) is the source of this 1704-nucleotide messenger RNA. Its product is annotated as putative F-box/FBD/LRR-repeat protein At4g03220. The transcript has 3 exons. The record is from RefSeq and is a predicted model, not a curated record. The coding region runs from base 85 to 1626 and encodes 513 amino acids. Gene Ontology annotation, molecular function: protein binding. NCBI's taxonomy places the organism in Eukaryota, Viridiplantae, Streptophyta, Magnoliopsida, Vitales, Vitaceae.
UCCAACCUUUCUCUCUUCAUCACAACAGAGAUAGGAGGAAGAUACAGAAAAACCCAAAAAGGAAAAGGGGAAAAAUAAAAAUCCAUGGAAACCAGAUCUUCAAAGAGAAAGAGACUUCUGCAAGCCCAAUCUGAAUCCCAUACAGCCAUUGAUCGAAUUACUCAUCUCCCAGAUGCCGUUCUCCACCAAAUUCUUCUCCUCCUCCCCAUCAAAACCAUUGCCCAAACCAGCGUGUUGUCCAAACGGUGGAGGCUUCUCUGGUCAUCUUUUCCUGAUCUGGACUUCACCACCCUCAACCCACAUUGCAUGUCCUGCUAUUAUUUCGAUUCCUGCGGCGGCCGAAGCUCGGUUUCUCCCAACCCUAACACUCUGGACUGCAUCAGCCAGACUCUAGCGGCCCACCAGAGAGGCUCAGACAUAAGGGUUCUACGCUUCCGGGCACAUCUAGGGUUUUCGAGGUUGAAUGGUCUGAUCCGUAGUGCAAUAAGGCAUAACGUUCAAGACCUUGAUAUCGACGUUUGCACCGACGAUUACUUCAAUCUCCCCCGCUGCGUCGUGAUGAGCGAAUCCUUGAAGGCUUUAUCAUUGAAGUUUCGUCCUCCUGGUUUUAGGCUGCCACCUUCGAUGGUAAUGAGAGGUGGUUUUCAAUCUCUGCAGACUUUAUCUCUUUCCCAUAUGGUCUUCUACAAGAAGCAUUAUCUUCUUGACUUGUUCGCGGGUUCUGCAUUUCCAGUCCUCAGGAAACUGACUCUGGACAGUUGCCGUGGAAUAAAGUUUCUUGAUGUUGGCUGCCGAGUCCUCCAAGAUUUAACAGUAGAGAAUUGUUUUCAGCUCCAUGGAUUGACCGUAUCAGGUCCAAGAUUGGAGAGGUUGAGGGUGGUGAGUUGCUUUGAAUCUUCUAGUGAGAAGAGUUGGGUGAAGAUUAUAGCGCCCAGACUUAGGGUUAUGCACUGGGAACACAACGCCAUUACUGAGACAAGUUGUCUAGAGAAUUUAGCUUCAAUGGAAGAGGCCUUUAUCGGGUUCUUUGCGCUUGAUGAGGACACAAGAGCAGAGAAGUAUAAGAGCGUGUCAAAUAUUCUCUCUGGCCUCUCUCAUGCUCAUUGUUUAACCCUCCAAAGCCAAUGCAUUCAGAUUCUAUCAAACAAUCAUUAUUCCACCAUUUCUCUACAUCCCUUUCACAACCUGAAAACUAUGAAGUUGCAUACUGUACUUGACAAAAAUAACAUCAGAGGAUUACUGUGCCUAUUCAGGAGCUCACCAACACUCCACACUCUCAUUCUCAAGAUAAUUACUCAUUUCAAGGCUGAAAAGACAAAGGCAUGGAAUAAAGCGCUGUGGGAUCACAUGUCCAGCUCUGAGCAGGAACAGUACUGGGAAUCUCGAUCACAAACUUUCAAGUCCUUCCUGCAACACCUCAAGGUAGUAAGGAUGGAAGGGUUGGUAGAAAGUGAGAAUGAGAUUGGUUUGAUCAAGUUUCUGCUCAAGCAUGGAAUGGCCUUGCAAGAGAUGAUUCUGUGCUCAGGACACUCCAAUUCCAGGGACCCGGUUCGGCGUCAUGAGAUUCGGUCACAGAUGAUGGGAUUCUCUUGGGCUUCUUCGAACGCUAAACUUGCAUUUCAUUGAGUUUUUUUCUACACAUUCCCGGAGUUUUGAGCUACUUUUUAGUACUGUAAAUUAUGCCCUUGAAUGCAGGUAAUAAGA